This is a messenger RNA of Epinephelus moara (kelp grouper), 1339 nucleotides long. RefSeq names its product ribosome biogenesis regulator 1 homolog (gene rrs1). Gene Ontology annotation, biological process: ribosomal large subunit biogenesis; ribosome biogenesis; ribosomal large subunit export from nucleus. The transcript has a single exon. Gene Ontology annotation, cellular component: nucleus; preribosome, large subunit precursor; nucleolus. Bases 39 to 1109 code for a protein of 356 amino acids. Gene Ontology annotation, molecular function: protein binding. Lineage: Eukaryota; Metazoa; Chordata; Actinopteri; Perciformes; Serranidae. The record is from RefSeq and is a predicted model, not a curated record.
CACACGUGCCUACUGCACAUUUAACAGCACUUUCCAACAUGGCGGCGUGCAGUGUGGAGGAGCUGUUAGCCAAAGCUGAACAAGAAGAGGCAGAAAAACUGAGGAGUAUCUCGGUCCACAAAGAGCUGGACCUGGACUUUGACAUCGGGAACCUCUUAGCCUGCGACAAAAACCGCAUCGAGUCCCGGGACUUCAAAGAGCAGAAGAAAGAGGACUUCCUGCGCUCGUUAGCUCGUGACAACACGCAGCUGCUCAUCAACGAGAUCUGGAAACAACCCACGGAGAGGGUCGAGGAGGCGAUAGUGGCCAAACUACCAGACCCGACGACCCCGCUGCCCAGAGAGAAACCACCUCCCAAACCUAAACCUCCAACUAAAUGGGAAGAGUUCGCCAAACUGAAGGGCAUCCAGAAGAAGAAGAAGACCAACCUGGUGUGGGAUGAGACCGCGAAGGAGUGGAAGAGGCGGUGGGGCUACAAGAGAGCCAAGGAUGACACCAAAGAGUGGCUGAUAGAGGUGCCAGAGACCUCAGACCCCAAUGAGGACCAGUUCGCCAAACGCGCCAAAGCCAAGAAGGAGAGGGUGGCCAAGAACGAGUUCAACCGGCUGAAGAACAUCGCCAGGGCGCAGAAGGUCAAAGUACCGGGUGUGGGUCUGACCCCUGCAGCCCAGCAGUCCAGAGACGACCUGGCCAGAGCUGUGAGCGUCGCCAAGACCUCCACAGCAUCCGCGGGCAGGUUCCAGGACCGCCUGCCCAAAGAGAAAGCACCCAAGAACACCGGCAAGAAGAGGAAGUUUGAGCCCCUCAUCGGUGACUUCUCCAGCGAGAAGCAGAAGCAGCUGGAGCUCCUGAGAGUCCUGGACAGCAAGAAGCCCAAACUGGACAUCACCAAGGCUGUCAACAAGCAAAUGAGGGAGGAGGACAGAGAGGAGGCUGCAGCCAAACACAAGAGGGGAGCAGGGAAGAAAGGACGCAAAGGCAGCAUGCCAGGAAAGGGCAAAGGAAGCAUGCCAGGGAGAGGCAAAGGAAAGGGUGGGAAGGGGAAAGGAGGUAAAGCUGGAGGAGGAGGCGGAGGAGGGAAGAGGAGAGGCAAACCUGGGAAGCGCUGAGGACUCUGUAUCCUGCUACAUGUGUUUGUGCCUUGGCAUCAGGACAUUGGACUGGACUCAAAUGAUGCAAUGACUGUCUGAUCAGUCUGUGAAUGAUGUGACUGUCUCUUUCUGUGUGUUUAAACUGUCACCACAUCUGUAAAUGUCAGUGGAGACAUACUGAUUAAUAUGUUUUUUAUUAAUGGAAACAUAUUUAAACUGCAGCUCAAAUUAAAAUCAGCAGAUUGUGA